Molecule: messenger RNA, 1470 nt
Organism: Striga asiatica
Lineage: Eukaryota; Viridiplantae; Streptophyta; Magnoliopsida; Lamiales; Orobanchaceae
Source: the annotation of a GenBank genome assembly
AUGCCGCUCGUGUGGGGUAAACUAAAGUCUGUGAACCGUACUGACAAGCCGUAUUUGAAACUAAGAGCUGUGAGGGUAUUUGAACGCACGUUUGAUGCCAAAUUCAAGAACGUCUUGGAAAUAGUCUUCCAUGAUGAGGAAGGUCAUCGUAUGGCUGGAAUGAUUCGAUCUGUCAAUAUCCCAAAAUUCAAAGAUUUUAUUAUCGAGGACGAAGUAUAUGCCAUUCGAAACUACCAAGUCGAGAGUAACAUCGGGAUGAAUUUUAACACACUCAAAGAUCCCAAUAAUGUUGAUGAAUCCACCCUUUUUGAUGUUAUUGGAAUUGUUGUGGAAAUUGGUCCCGUUGCUAUCAAAGAAAUCAAAGGUGUCCCCACUCGAAUGAUUAUUUUUCAUUUAAUGGACUUGGAGGAGAACAAGUUGAGUUGCACUCUUUGGAAUGAUUAUGUUGAUGAAUUUCUUCAACAUGAACAACAACAUGCUGGAGUUGAUGGCCGCCCUUGGAUUAUGAUAGUUAACUUUUGUAGAGCAAAACCAUUUGAUGGUCGUGUUCAAUUGACAACUUCACAUAAUAUCACUCGGCUCAUUUCAAAUGAAGUUCCGGAAAGUGAGGACUUUCGUACAAGGUGGGCAACUACAAAUGUUCGCAAUGCUUCUUUAACUUCAAGGAGUUCGAUUGUAGCACGUGAUGAAUUGGAUGAACUUGCUAGCGGUAAUUUGGUAGUCGCCUCUGUUGUUUCCCUUUAUGGGGUUGAUAAGGGAACAACUACUUGGAUAUGUGCUACUAUUAAUUCUGUUAUUGAUGAGUGGUACUACCUUGCGUGCCGCAAGUGUAGUACUAAAAUGGACGAGAGCAAAAGCCAUUAUGAGUGCUCUAAAUGCCAAGGGAAAAGGGGUGUUUUUCGGUAUAAGAUCCCUUUUGUUGUUUCCGAUGCAACUGCGGAUGCUACGUUAAUUGGUUGGGAUAGAGAUUGCGAAAAGCUACUUGGUAUCAGCUGUGAUGCACUAAGGCGUGCGAUUAUUGAUAGGAAAAAGAUUGCCUAUGAGCUGCCCGAUGAGGUGGAGGAGUUGGUGGGCAAAACAUUUCUUUUCAAAGUUCGAAUCCAAACCAAUCAACAUUUUGGCUACAAUUCGACAUUUUCAAUUGUUAGAUUGGUUGACGAUGAUAAGCUGGUCUCCAAAUAUAACCACUGGGUUGUGGAGCAUACCGACUCCGACUUUAUGACUUUGCUCUUGAGGGAACAAGAAGAGAUUGGAGAGGAUGAUGCUGAUGAAGUUACCACUCCUAUGAAAGUGGCUGUCGAAAAAGAGGCUGUAUGUGACACAUCUACAGCAAAACGCAACCUUUGGGAGGAACUAAACAAUUCAAGUGAAGUUGUUUUGGCCUUGACAGCUCAAUCUGCUUCUACUGAUAAAGGAAAGUCGAAGGUGAAUGCUUCCAUUGAUAAAGGAAAAGGCAAGGUGGACGAAUAA